AUGGAGAAGUGGAUUGAGUUAGGCAAGGAGUUUGGUUUGAAGGAAAAAGAACUAUUAGACUUUGUAAAAAAUCAACAAGAAAUCGAAAGGCGUAAAGUAGACGACGAUCGACAAGAAAGACAGCGAGAGCGCGACAUUAAGAAACUAGAAUCGAAGGAGAGAGAACGACAACAACAGCGAGAACUCGAGGUGAAGGAGCGUGAAAGAGAAGCCCAAGCGAGAGAGAAGGAGGCGAUGCGAAGGCACGAACUGGAAAUGAAGCAACUUGAAGUAGAAGGACUUAAUACAGACGGGGGCGUUAGUGAGCAUCACUCGGGAAUCGUCACAGCGAAAAUGCCGAAGUUACCACAGUCUAUCGACGGUCAGGAUGAUUUGGAUAGCUACCUACAAAGGUUCGCACGCUUCGCGAAAAGCAAUAAAUGGAACGAGUCGAUUUGGGCGACGUCGCUGAGUGCUUUGUUGACAGGUAAGGCGCUAGACGUUUACUCUAGGAUGUCAGAAACAGUCGCAGUAGAUUAAAAAGAGUUGAAGGAAGCCCUGUUGAAGAGAUACGACCUGAGAGAGAACGGGUUUCGAGUACGAUUUAGGAACAGCAAACCAGAAGAGGGAGAAAGCCCGGAACAAUUUAUAACUAGACUAAAACGCUAUUUAACUCGUUGGAUUGACCUAGCAAAAACCGAAAAGUCAUUCGAAGGGUUGUGCGAACUGUUUGUUAAGGAAAAACUUAUUGAUGCAUGCCCUGAGGAUUUAGCAAUUUAUCUGCGAGAAAGAGACCCCGAAAACUUAGACGAGGCGGCAAAAGUUGCUGAGCAAUUCCUGAUUGCUCAUGGAAAGAAACUACACUCCCCAUCCAAGCCACCCAAGGGGAAAUAUCCUCCAAGCGGAAGUACUGGAAGCGAGAAGGGAGGAAAACCAGGGGGGAGGAUGCAAUGUUUUACCUGUGGAGGGUAUGGCCAUAAGGCAAUUGACUACAGUAAGAACCCAAACAAGUCUACCCCAAAGUUGAGAAACGCUGCUUUCUGUGCGAUCGCACUGGCCAUUUGGCGAGAGAGUGCAAGUUGA
Molecule: messenger RNA, 1062 nt
Organism: Paramuricea clavata
Lineage: Eukaryota; Metazoa; Cnidaria; Anthozoa; Malacalcyonacea; Plexauridae
Source: the annotation of a GenBank genome assembly